Molecule: messenger RNA, 2411 nt
Organism: Gadus macrocephalus (Pacific cod)
Lineage: Eukaryota; Metazoa; Chordata; Actinopteri; Gadiformes; Gadidae
Product: prostaglandin E2 receptor EP2 subtype-like
Biological process (GO): cellular response to prostaglandin E stimulus; positive regulation of cytosolic calcium ion concentration; inflammatory response
Cellular component (GO): plasma membrane
Molecular function (GO): prostaglandin E receptor activity
Source: RefSeq, a predicted model, not a curated record
GGGGGGGGGGGGGGUGGAGCGAAAAUUGAGAAACACACAGCUGGUCUUUUUCAAUGAGGUGGAUUGCGCAUCGACGUGGAUAGCUUGUGCGUCUUAAGUGAACCGUAUCCAAAGAAAAUGCCGGCCAACUCUACCGACUGUCACGAGACUCUCACCGUGGAGUCGGGACUCCCAACCAUGUCGGCGGUGAUGUUCGCCCUCGGUGUGGCGGGAAACUUCGUCGCGCUCGCGCUGCUGGAGACGCGGCGGCGGACGAAUUCUCCGUCGCUGUUCCGCAUUCUCGUCACGGCGCUCAUCACCACGGACCUGUUGGGCACGAUCGCGGUCACCCCCUUGGUGCUCGUCGCGUACGCCAAGAACACCACGCUGGUGGCACAGGGGGUGACCGCGGCGCUGUGCUUUUACUUCGGGUUCAGCAUGACGUUUCUGAGCCUCUCCACGCUCUCGAUCUUGUGCGCCAUGGCGCUGGAGCGCUUCAUCGCGCUGGGGUUUCCCUACUUCUACGACAGACACAUCACGAGCACGCGCUGUGGCUACGUCGCGAUUGCGCUCAUCUACCUGGCGUGCGUGCUCUUCUGCGCCUGCCCGUUAAUGGGGUUUGGAAAGUACGUGCAGUAUUGCCCCGGGACGUGGUGCUUCCUGGACAUGAGCCCGCCCAGCGAUUCGGAUAAAAUCUACACCGCGUUUUACGCCUGCUUUACGCUCAUUGUCAUAAUGUGCACCUCGGUUUGCAACCUGUCCGUCAUUCACUUUCUGGUUAAAAUGCACCGGCGGCGGAACACACACCAACGGGCCGGACGCUCGCUGAGCAGAAGGUUUUUCCGCAGGUCGCUGUCCAUGAUGGAGGAAGUCGAGCAUCUUCUGCCUCUGAUUUUUAUAACGGUGGCCUUCUCAAUCUGUUCUUUUCCAAUACUGCUGCGGGUGUUCAUCAACUUCAUCGGCAGGACGGAGGAGCAGCAGGCCAGCGACCUGCACGCCCUGCGCAUGCUCUCCUUCAACUCCAUCAUCGACCCCUGGGUCUUCAUCUUCCUCGAGCCCUCCGUGCUCAAGUUCGUCUGGAGGAACCUGUGCCGCCGCCAGGGGAAACCACACAACCCUAAGUCUCCGGUUCAGCCCAGAUUGCAGAUAACGACCACCACCACCACCACUAUCUCCAGCCCCACCCCUAUGGGGGUGAGCCUCCAGAGUUGUGGUGACCUAGAUGGAUCUUCGUGACAGGUGGGGGGGCCUAUUACAGGGGCACAAUUUGCGUGGGGGGGGGGGGGGGGGGGGGGGGGGGGGGGGACGAAGACGACGAAGAAGACGAGACUCUAAGUCAAACAGCAAUUUAGUAGUAAUUUAUCAAAUAUGUUAAAAUUUUAAAGAAGUACUAUCUUUGCAGCGCAAUGGCUAUGUCUUACCUCUGUGUUAUAGGCAGAGAUUGAGGGGGAAGCAGGGGGGACAGCCCCCCGCAAUGUUGAGAUGGUCUAAGAUGGUCUUUGCAAAAUUGUUCAGUGAUGUUGAUACUUCGGCACAGCCCAAAACGUGUUAAAAUGUUGUUUUUAUACAACAAUGAUCAAAAACAAUAGUUUGGGAGCGGAGCCACAAUGUUUGGGGCACUUGGGAGAGGAAGAGUCAAUGACAGGGUUGGGGGUUUUCACCUUAUUUGGAGACCCCCCAAAAGCAUGGAGGUAACUGGUCACCCACCCAAUGUGGAGCUACACCUUUGUGUUAGGGAUGCACAAAGUGACACGAAGGCAGAGUUUGGACUAAACGUGCUCGGAUAAGAAAGGCAACUUAGAACUUAUGGUUAACUUAAUCUUAUUUUUGACUAUAUAUUUGAACUGUUAAUUCUUUGAAAAUAAUAAACCCUCAGUGUCUUCAAAACCGAUGCUCUCACUAUUGUGUAAACGGAAAAUUGCAUUGAUAUCAUUCAAAGUUCUCGAUUCAAUGCUGGGUAUCGGUAAAUCCCCAAAAGGGAGUACUAUACCCUCGCUGAGAAAGAAAGACAAUAAGUGCCUUCAUACCCUGGGUUAUUCUGUUCCCUUCAUGGGCCCUCCUAGUCAGGACAUAACACUGGUCAUGGAGGGGGGUAAGACAACUGCUGGUCCAGAGUUGAUUGAGAAGAAGAAAAAUAUAUUGAUUUUUGUGCUUGUUUCUCCUGCGUCAAAGGAAACGACGCUACGAGGAACUGGUUCACCACAGCGUCGUCUCAGGAUCAUCGAUGACCUGACCAUAUAGUGUGGAAGAGAAGGAGGACAAAUGCAGAGGAUAAAAUACGAUGUAUGUCACCGUAUGGAAGUAAAUCUGUGCUAUCGGAUUCUGAAAAUAAAAAUCCAUUGAAUUCUAAGCAAUGACAUUUUUAUGAAUUGAAAUAAUGUAUCUGGAUUUUUUGCCUCUGAAUUUAACUCAAUAAAUCUUAUUCAGCUUUA